AUGCGUUAUAGCGGACCAAGGAUGACAAAGAGAAUAGGAUACCGAGACUGGAGAUGGCAGGCGCUUUGGUGGCAUCAUUUCUUUCUCUUGUGGAGUACAAUAGACGGGCAGACGCGCUACAGCAUCCCAGAGGAACUAAAACAAGGAUCUGUGGUCGGAAAUCUAGCCAAAGAUCUGGGUUUGGGAUUAUCUGACAUAUUUAACCGGAGGCUGAGUGUCGCCUCUGAGGCUGGUAAGCAGUAUUUCAGCGUGGAUACGGGGAAGGGCGAGCUGGUGGUGAAUGACAGAAUAGACAGAGAGGCUCUAUGCGGACAAAGCGCCAGCUGUGUUCUACCUCUGCAAGUAGUUGUUGAAAAUCCUUUGCAGUCUCAUCGAAUUGAAGUGGAAAUCAGAGACACAAAUGACAAUUCUCCUCGUUUUCUGACACAGGAGAUAAACCUUAAAAUACCAGAAUCAGUUGCGAUUGGCAAACGUUUUCCUUUGGAGAGCGCAGAGGACCCUGAUGUUGGAAGUAAUUCCCUGAAAACGUAUUCUCUAAGCAAAAACGACUAUUUUUCUCUCAAAUUUAAAGACACAAAAAAUGGCAAAACUGUUCCAGAAUUAGUGUUAGAAAAGCCACUAGACCGGGAAAAGACUGCUGUCCAUCAACUGCUGUUAACAGCAUUAGAUGGAGGAAACCCAGUCACCUCGGGAACCUGUAAGAUUAUCAUUACUGUACUUGAUAAUAACGACAAUUUUCCAAUAUUCAAUGAAAAUGAGUACAAAGUGUCUUUAAAGGAAAACAGCACCAAAGGAACAUUUGUAAUCAAACUCACAGCUACAGAUGCCGACGAUGGUCUUAAUGGUGAAGUUAAAUAUUCCUUCGGGUCCCGAACACCAGACUAUGUGUUAUCAAUAUUUAAAAUAAAUGACAUGACAGGAGAAAUUGUAUUAAAAGGACCAUUAGAUUAUGAGACAUCUAAAUCAUACCUUAUAGAUAUAACAGCUAAAGACAAAGGCACUCCUGAAAUGGAAGGUCACUGUCGUGUGCAGUUGGAUGUAGAGGACAUAAACGAUAAUGCUCCAGAAAUUGUGCUCACUUCAAAGCCCAGUCCUGUACGCGAAGACGCACCAAGUGGCACAGUUGUGGCUUUAAUCAGUGCACGGGACCUUGACUCUGGUGAUAACGGUAAAGUGAAAUUACAGCUUCCCAAACAUUCUCCUUUCACUCUUAAACCAUCGUUCUCUAAUAAUUAUGAACUCGUUACCAGUGGUGCUUUAGACCGAGAGAGUUUCUCUGAAUACAAUAUUGAGAUAACAGCCACUGAUUCAGGCUCUCCUCCUCUGUCCAGUAAGAAAAUGAUACCUGUCAGCAUCACCGAUGUGAAUGACAACCCUCCUGUGUUCACUCAGUCCCCCUAUAAUGUCUAUUUAAAGGAGAAUGGGGUUCCAGGUUCCAUACUGUACUCAGUAUCAGCAUCUGACCUGGAUUUUGGUGAAAACGCCAAAAUCUCUUACUCUAUACCGGAGUCUAGAGUGCAGGGCGUUUCCGUCUCGUCUUAUGUUUACAUUAACUCAGAUAACGGCAGCAUCUACAGCAUGCACUCGUUUGACUAUGAGAAACUGAAGGUGUUUGAGAUUCAGGUUCAGGCAAAGGACCAGGGCUCUCCGUCUCUCAGCAGCAACGCCACUGUCCAUGUUUUUAUCCUGGACCAGAACGACAACGCCCCCGCUGUUAUUUAUCCGUCCUCCGCCGCCCUGGGCUCCCUCUCUCAUCAGAGGAUGCCCCGCUCCGCUAAAGCGGGUCACCUGGUUACCAAGGUGACGGCCGUGGACGCCGACUCGGGCCACAACGCCUGGAUCUCGUACAAAGUGGCGGAGGCCACAGACGCCUCUCUGUUCACUGUCAAUCUGUACACAGGGGAGGUGAGGACUAAACGCGCUGUGUCCGAGCAGGACGACUCCUCUCAGAGGCUGCUUAUAGAGGUCAGGGACGACGGGGAACCGGUCCAGUCCGCCACCGUCACGGUGUCCAUCCUGCUGGAGGACGGCCUCCAUGAGCCCAUCUUAGACCUGCGACACAAAGCGUCCGAGCCCAGCAAGAAAACUGGGAGAAUGACUCUUUAUUUGAUUCUGUCUCUGGCCUCGGUGUCCGUGCUGUCUCUGGUGACUUUUCUCAUCUUAGCGGUGAAAUGCAUGAGGAGCAGCAGAAGCAGCGGUAGUUGCUGCAUGAGACGGAGCGACUGUGAUGAUUACAAGAACCCCAACAGAAACCUGCAGAUUCAGCUCAACACCGACGGCCCUAUAAAGUACGUGGAGGUCCUGGGAGGAGACAUGUUGUCUCAGAGUCAGUCGUUCAGGUCGUGUAUGUCUCCCAUGUCAGAGUACAGUGAUUUCACUUUGAUCAAACCCAGCAGCACCACUGACUUUAAGGAGGUGAUCAGUGUCCUGGAUGCGUCUUUGCCUGACAGCACCUGGACCUUUGAGAGCCAGCAGGUGAGCAGAGAGUCUUCUAUGUGUAUAUUCUCAAACUAG
Molecule: messenger RNA, 2514 nt
Organism: Chelmon rostratus (copperband butterflyfish)
Lineage: Eukaryota; Metazoa; Chordata; Actinopteri; Chaetodontiformes; Chaetodontidae
Product: protocadherin gamma-C5-like
Exons: 1
Coding region: 1-2514 (837 amino acids)
Biological process (GO): homophilic cell-cell adhesion
Cellular component (GO): plasma membrane
Molecular function (GO): calcium ion binding
Source: RefSeq, a predicted model, not a curated record